UCUUAAACUAAUGAUAGUUUUUAUUCGGUUUUUUUUAAAAUAAUAUAUAUCAUUUAUAAUUACACUUCAUAUUUGAUCCAUGUAGUUUAUGUAGUAAUUGUAAUUGUUUAUCUCUAAGUUCGAUCUACUGGAUCGAUAACUUCCCAGAAGUUAGGUGCUGGUGGUUGCUGCUCACAAAACGAAAAAAGGGCGGGAAUCAACACAUUUUGUUAGGUGAUAGAAUGAAUGAAGGAAUGAAUAAAAUUCAUCCAAUCAAGCUGUUAUAAUCAUCUACAGCCAGUCUUGUUCAUCAAGUCAGUCAUGUUGGGAUUACCAAGAAGAUGGCUAAGACAAUUGUACUAUCUAUCGGGAUUCUUAGUGGUUGCCAUUAUAUUAAUCGCUGUUGCUAAUCAACAACAUGUCAUACAUAUUCAAGAUUAUAUUCCUAUAAGUUUAACUCCUUCAUUUUUCCAACCUUCCGCUGAUCUGUACAUAGUUGAUAUUGCCAUUAAGGAUUGUUAUACUUACAAUAGUGGUAAUAAGAAUUGUGGAGUUCCUAAAUUAAGUGAAGGUAAAUUCGGUAAAAUAACAACUGAAGAUAUCGGUCAAUGGAUCAAGAUUGAUAAGGAUUUAGCUUUAGGAUCAGGAUGGUUUAAAAAGCAAUUCUUUUCUUAUAAGGCAAUUCAAUCACUGGCUUUAAGUGAAAUCGAUACUAGUAAAGAAGAAGAUGGUAACAAAUUAGUCGUGAUUGAUAUUGCUAUUUCUAAUCCAAGUGAAGAUUCUAAAAUCAAAGGAAAUGAAAAACUGAAAAUCCCACAGUAUAUCUUAGAUCAUUUCCAUUCCAGUAAGAUAUUUGGUGAUUCAGAUCAUGAAGAUUUAAUCGAAAAGGCCAAAGCUUCUGAAAAGAAUCCUACCAAGAUUGAUUUGGAUAGAGAUAAGGAAAAUUCUACUUCCAAGAAACUUAAUGAUUUAGUGGAAAAGGAAAAGGCAGAAGCAGAGGCUGCUGAAGCUGCCAAAGAAAAAGAAUUCGAAGAAGUCAUAGCCCCUCAAGAUCCAAAUAAUGAUGUUGUGCCUGAAAAUGAAGAAGAUAACGAUGAUGAAAAUGAAACCAAUGAUAAUGACAAAGAACCAGAAUCAAAUGAAGAAUCUCCAAAAGAAAAGAGAGCAGUUGAAAUCAGUAGACAUGAUUUAAGCAGAACUAUGUAUAUUCCAUCUAAAGAAGAAAUAGCCAAAUCAGGUUGGAAGUAUAAAUCCAAUGGUGUAUGGUUGAAAUAUGGUCCUCCAUCUGAUAAUGCUGUAACUGGUAUUGAUAUUUUAUUUGGUGAAGAUUCGGUUGAUCCAAGACCUAAUUGGAGAUUAAUUAAAGAUGGAUCAUUAACUGAUGUAAAUACUCAAAAUGAUAAACGGGCUUAUUUAAGUAUUAGAAAAGGAGAUAAAGUCAAUUAUAAAUUACCAAAAUAUCAAUCACCAUUAAAAGUGAAUAAAAAUGGGAAAUUUAAAAUCUUACAAGUGGCAGAUUUACAUUUUUCUACUGGAGUUGGUGAAUGUCGUGAUCCAGUACCAGGAAGUUCUAAGAAAGGAUGUGAGGCAGAUCCAAGAACAAUUCAAUUCCUUGAAAAAGUAUUGGAUAUUGAAAAGCCAGAUUUCGUGGUUUUAACCGGUGAUCAAAUAUUUGGUGAAACUGCCCCUGAUGCAGAAACUGCUGUGUUCAAAGCCCUUUAUCCAUUUAUUAAAAGAAAGAUUCCGUUUGCCGUGACUUUAGGUAACCAUGACCUGGAAGGUUCAUUAAAAAGAAGUGAAAUCAUGAGUCUCUCAUCUAAUUUACCAUUUUCAUUAUCAUCUUUAGGUCCUGAGUCUGUAGAUGGAUAUGGAAAUUAUGUCUUAACUGUUGAAGCACCACUUUCUCGUAAUCCGGCUAUGUCAUUAUACUUUUUAGAUAGUCAUAGUUAUUCCCAAAAUCCAAAGGUUAAUCCUGGUUAUGAUUGGAUUAAAGAAAGUCAAUUACAGUUUGUUGAAGCUGCUCAUGCUGAUUUGAAAAAGGCAAUUGAUGCUUAUACUCAUAUUCAUUUAUCAAUGGCAUUUUUCCAUAUCCCGUUACCAGAAUAUAAAAAUCUUAAUCAACCAUUCAUUGGUGAACAUAGAGAAGGUAUAACUGCUCCAAGAUAUAAUACAGGAGCAAGAGCAGUAUUAGGAAAACUUGGAGUAAAAGUCAUUAGUGUUGGACAUGAUCAUUGUAAUGAUUAUUGUUUACAAGAUAUUCAAGAUAAAGAUACAGAUCAAGAAAAUAAGAUGUGGUUAUGUUAUGGAGGUGGUGUAGGAGAAGGUGGGUAUGGAGGUUACGGGGGUUAUGUUAGACGGUUAAGAGUAUUUGAAAUCAAUACCAAUAAUGCUGAGAUUAAAUCUUGGAAACGUGCAGAGAAUGAACCUGAAAGAGAUUUCGAUACUCAAAUAUUAGUCACUGAUGGUAACGUUGUAAAUUAUUGAAUAAUUUUGUUUUGUUUUGUAUAUUUAUAUAUAUAUUGUUUGCAUUUUCUCCUAGUUGUCUCAUACUGUGAUCUAGUUGUAUAUUACGUA
This is a messenger RNA of Scheffersomyces coipomensis, 2553 nucleotides long. Its product is annotated as phosphoprotein phosphatase. NCBI's taxonomy places the organism in Eukaryota, Fungi, Ascomycota, Pichiomycetes, Serinales, Debaryomycetaceae. Bases 301 to 2463 code for a protein of 720 amino acids. The transcript has a single exon. Gene Ontology annotation, molecular function: phosphoprotein phosphatase activity. Gene Ontology annotation, cellular component: cytoplasm. The record is from RefSeq and is a predicted model, not a curated record.